ACUUGAUCGGGUAAUAUCACAACGAAAACAUCUAUUAUAGGUAGCACAGGAAAGUACCAGUCAUACCUGAUCACGUAACAUCACAAUGAAAAUAUCUCCUACAGGUAGGACAGGGAAGUACCAAAUUUUCAAUUAAUGAGAAAUAAAUAGAAUUUUAAUAUGCUUAUAAUGUCGGGCACAAAUGGAACUAUUAUUCCUCAACUUCCUUCCGAAGAAUUUCCUCUCAAUGUGUUUCUUCAAGCACUUUCAAAGAAGCUUUCAGAAGAAGAAUUUGAAGAACUGAAAUUUCUUUGCCAAGGUAAAGGUGGUAUUAGAAAAGGAGAUAUGUCACAGUUAAAGAACACUCUGGAUCUCUUUACUAUUCUUCGGGAGAGAUUAAUAAUAACAAAUGAGAAUUUGCUAACACUUCAAGCUAUGAUAUGGCACAUUGGACGAAACGAUUUGUACAAAGAGUUCGUUUGUUUUUGUGAACAAUUAGAUAAUACUCUUUACUUUUUUGAGGCUCCAGAAAAAUCAGAGGACGAACAAGAACAUGUGAGAUUCCAUGUAAUGGGUUAUACAUGCAUGACUGAUUUAUAUAAACUGAGAGGAGCAGUGUCGAAAAUUCUAUGUUGCCCAGAAAAAUAUGUAAUCAUAAGAGGAAUAGAACAAUGUAACAGUUUGUGGAUUACAUUGAUGAUACCGGACUGGUGUACGAACAUUUUGAUGUGUCUUUCAAUCAAAUCAUGGAAAGUUUUAGAGACACUGACAGUCGACAGAUUAUUCAUUCAAAGUGUUAGGAAAGAAAUAGUUUGCCCAUUCAACAUACCAGAAAAUGUAGCAGAAACUGAACAUGAAAAAGAUACUGACAUGACUCUUGAUGUAGACAUUGAUCUUAAUAGUGCAACCAUCAGUGUGUCUGAUCUGAAUACCCAAAAUAUAAACAAAAGAGAAGGAGGUAUUUAUUCACAUGAAGAUGAACCUCAAGAAAAAUUGUUUGAAGAAAUAAGGAAGUUUUGGUCAAAUCGAGAAGAUCAAAAAGCCAUAGCAACAGUUCAUCUCAUGGCUACAACAGAUAAGCUGAAGUUUGAACAACGGAACCAAACUUUCCGUGGCCGAAAAGCUAGCCUGGACACAAGUGUGACAACUAGUGAAUCAAAAACAUCUGUACAGAACAGCAUGCAUGAAGCAUUAGAAGUACAACGCUCAGUGCAAACUGGAACAGAGAGCUAUUUUGCGAUAGCGCCUAUUGAAGAUAAAGAUAAUAAAAAUGAUAUCAACAACAGGACUGAUAUGAACAGUAAAAAGAAAGCUAAAAGAGAAGGAGUUAAUUAUUCACCUGGAUAUUCAACAAGUCCACGACGGGCAGAUUCAGGAUUUCAAGAUCUUGAUGAAGAUGAAUCAAAAGAGAUCUGAUAAUUUUUCGAAAAUAUCAACAGAUUAUAAUUCAAAUCAAUAUUAACCAAUUAAGUAAAUUAUUGCUCAAAUGACUAGUCUUAACAACAAUCGAAAUCGUGUCAACUACAGCCAACAGGACAUUAUUAAGGUCCAUUAUGGAUACAACCAGUCAUUAUGAAAUUAAUUGUUUUUCAACCAUUCAUCUGAUGGAGAGUUGUCUCAUUGGCAAUCAUACCACAUCUUCUUAUUUGUGUUUUCAUGUUAAAUUCAGCAGUAGUUUAACUAGAAACGUAAUUUACAAGGACAUGCGAUUAUUUGAAUUGGCUUGUCGGUGACAUGGACAGCAAGUGAUAGCUUACAAUUUGUUUAUUCUCACGUCACAAAAAAAAAAAACAAUCUAAAAUAUUUGCAAUUUGAUGUCAUUAAUCUGUAUAAAUAACAUGUAAAAUUAAAAAACCAAUUGUUCAGAGAACAAUUGAAGGUCGUUUUACAUCAA
Molecule: messenger RNA, 1873 nt
Organism: Mytilus californianus (California mussel)
Lineage: Eukaryota; Metazoa; Mollusca; Bivalvia; Mytilida; Mytilidae
Exons: 10
Coding region: 160-1395 (411 amino acids)
Biological process (GO): regulation of apoptotic process
Molecular function (GO): protein binding
Source: RefSeq, a predicted model, not a curated record